AUGACGUUCACUGCGGUUAUUCGUGCUGGUGGUGUAUUUGCCUUUGCGCUAGUAGCUGCCCUCACAGAAGGGUCCACGUUUGUUGAGACCAGUACACUAACAAGCGGCUCCGCAUCGAAAGAAGAAAGCACCGGACUGACGAUCAACGAUGAGGCCCGCAUCUUUGAUGGAUCCGAAGCCAAUCCGUCCCAAUUUCCGUUUGUCGUGAGUCUUCGCAAGGACAAAGCUGGAGGUAAAACCUAUUGCGGUGGCACGCUCAUUGCGUCGCAGUACGUGUUGACGGCUGCUCACUGUGUAAAGACAGAUGUAGCUACAAUCUACGCUUCGAUCGGAUCCGCUUCUGGCUCAGGAACGAGCGAUGGGCAACAAAUCAAGGUGAUCAGAGGAUACCGCCACCCCAAGUACAACCAGUCUGCACAUCUGUAUGAUAUCGGUAUGUUUAAGCUUGAAAAAGCAGUGGAGGCAGAAACGAUUGAAUUAGGUGCAGUCAACGGAUCAGACAACAAGGUCGGUCAUAUUGCUACUGUUGCAGGAUGGGGACUCACUGAAACUGGUUCGCAAAGUUUGUUGCUGGAAAAAGUCAACGUACCAAUUAUUUCCAAUGCCGAGUGUAACAAGCAGUACAACAACCGCAUUACGGAAGGCAUGCUAUGUGCUGGUGACGGAGAAGGUAAAGACACUUGCAGCGGAGACUCUGGUGGUCCGUUGAUUGCGAAUAAUGUGCUGAUUGGAAUUGUGAGCUGGGGAGGCAAGUGCGGUGUGAACUCUGGUGUUUAUACACGUAUAUCCUAUGUGCGAGACUACAUCAUCGACAUUGUGAAGGGUGGGGAUGGCAGCACUUUUGCUUCAAAGUCAUCUAGUGCACGAUCAGAAUUAUCCAAUGAGAUGGGUGCAUCAUCAACAACAACGAAGAGACCUGUUACAGCAUCACCAAUGCCUAUGACAGAUUCCAAUUCAGUGGACUCAACCAAGGAGUUUGCUGCUAUUGAAACAGAAAGUUCAAGUACAGAUCAACAUGCACCAUUGACCGAUGAGAGUGAAAACUUCACGAAAGCUACGGACCAAAGCAAGUGGAGCUCAACAAACGACGUAGAGCAAAGCAAUUCUAAUACGGCUUCUCCUUUGUUGAUUAGUCUAACAACUGACUCAACGAAGAAGACUCGGCACAACAAAAAGAAGUGCGACUCCCAGCUUUGA
Peronospora belbahrii is the source of this 1197-nucleotide messenger RNA. Lineage: Eukaryota; Oomycota; Peronosporomycetes; Peronosporales; Peronosporaceae. The record is from the annotation of a GenBank genome assembly.